AGACAGCUGCCCACUGUUGUGCAAUUUUCCGUAACUCCCGACAUUUCCACCCACGUCCGUCAAACAUGUCAGCGGCGGCACUGGAAGGAGCUGACAGCAUGGAGAUGCGUUGUUUCGGGCGUCGCUAGGGUCCCGGGACAAUGCGUUUCUACGUGACGCCGCGCGACUUCUACCCGCAGCGAUCUGCCAGCAGUGGCGCGUCGAGUGCAGGCGGGACAGCCGGCGAGCCACGUCAUUGGUUGAGUUUCGCCUGUCUGUGGCUGGCUCCGCUGUCCCUGGGCGUGCUACUGGGCGCUCUGCUCUGCUCGCUGCUGCUGCUGCAGCUCGCCCUCGUGCCGCUGGACGCGCAGGGAGGGCACAACGGGCAGCAGCUGCUGCACUCAGGCGCUCACCCAUGGCAGGGCGCGCAGGGGACAGAGCAUGGGGCGCAGGGGACAGAGCAGGGCGCCCAAGGGGCAGAGCAGGGGCCGCAGGGGGCGCAGGGGGCAUGGCAGGAGAGAGGAGCAGCUUCGCCACACCUGCCUCUGCUGCCCCACUCGCCUGCAGCUGCUCCCAGCGGCUCUUUGCCCUCUGGCCCCAGCGCUGGCGCUCCCACUGCGCCACACCCUGGCGCUGACCCUGGCCGUGCUGUGGGUGAGCUCCACGAGGCGACAGAGGCUGCAGAGGCAUGGGCGGCUGCAUAUGGCAUGGCUGACCUUCACGACAGGCACCCAGCCGUGCGAGCGCUGGUGCUGGCGAACUGGCUGGUGAUGCGGCAGCGCCAGGAGGCGAUGGCCGUAGCAGCUGAGGACGAGCGGGGCAUGGCGGCCGUGCUGCACGCUGCCAUGCAGGAGCUGGAGAGGGAGCGCCUUGUGCCACAUGGCACUGUCUCAUUGGUGCAACCCGAGUCCGUGCCAGUGCUGUUGCAGGCAGUGAGAGUUAGCCGGGAGGAGGCUCAACAGGCAGGCAGGGAAGGGGAGACAGGAGCAGCAGCAGCAGCAGCGGGGGUGCAGGCAGCACAGCAGGCGUUGCGGGCUGCGCUGGCAGUGGCGAGUGGGCAGACGGCGGACUUUGCUGCCCUCCUGCGAGAGGCAGAGGUGGCUGGGCGAGUGGGGGGUGGGGCAGCACAGGCGGAUCCGGGAGAGGGGUCGCGCGCAGUGGAGGGCGGGGGUGGGGGGGAGAUUUGGGCGGGUGGGAGGGAGGGAGUGCGGCGGUGUGUGGCGCUGCAGUGUGGGGUGGAGGCGCAGCAGAGGGCAGUCGCUGCAGUGCGCGCGCGGGUGGAGGUGCUGCAGAGGGAGGGCAGGGCAUGGGCGGGGCUGCAGCGCCAGGCGAUGUGGGGCGCGGGGGAGGGCGCAGGGGGCGUGGCGGGGGAGGCGGUGCAGGCGGGCAGCGUGGCGACGGUGGGCGACGUGGAGGCCAACCUCACCGCCUCCCCUGCUGACGCCCCCCACGUGGAGUCAUUCCAGCGCCUCCUCUUCUCCCUCCGCCCUCUCGCCUCCCUGUUCUCGCUGCCCCUCGCUGCCCUCAUCUCCCCCAACGCCACCGACCAGCUCGCCCCUCGCCUGCAGUCCCUUGUCGACGCCACAUCAGCCCGCCUCGAAACCGCCUCUGCCAGCCUGGCAGCCACCCAGUCAGCGCUGGCAGCGUCCCAGCAGCAGCUGUGGGUGCGGUGUGGCGUGCGGGGGGGGGGCAUGGCGUGGGAGGCGCAGCACGACAGCGAGCUGCAGCGGUACAGAGCAGUGGCAGGGGCGGCGUUUGACAAGUGGUGCGUGCCGUGGGGGGACGCCCGCCCCUCUCACCGCCUCUCUGCUGCCCUUACUGCGCCCCCUGAGGUCUGGUGGAGGGGGGGCUUGUGGGAAGGCGGGAGUGGAGGGGGGGAUGUGGGGGGCAAGGAUGCGAGUGAGGGAGAAGGGGAGAUGAAGGCUGGCAGUGCAGUGGGUGGGGCGGCACAGGGUUCUCCCGUGAUCUCGUUUCUGCUGCUGCCACACCCUGCACCACAGCACUCGGCAUCAGCAGAGGCAAUGGCAGCACCGGAGCACAUGGUGCAGCGCCUUCAUGCCUGCGCUGCUAGGGUCACUCACACCCCAGCAGCAGCAGCAUCCACCCAUGCCAGCGACUCUCCCCCCACCGCUCAUCCUAUUCACCCCCCUCUUGCUGAGUUGCUGCUGCUGCUGUCACCUAACAGCAAGCAGGCAGAGGGGCAGCAGGCAGAGGGGCAGCAGGCGGAGGGGCAGCAAGCGGAGGGGCAGCAGUUGGGGUCCAUGGGGGAGCAGGUGGUGGCGUGGCAACAGGCAGCUCGCAGCAUUGACUCACGGGAGAUGCUCGUGCUGCCGCUUGUGGUGCCGCACAUUGCUGCUGCUGCUGCUGCUGCUGCUGCUGCUGCUGGAGGCGCAGCAGAUGCAGCCAGUGGGGAGGGAGCGAAGGGGGGUGCAGGCACAGCAGAGACGGUGCUCAUGUCGGAGUGGGAGAGGCUUGACCUGCUGGCCCGCGCUGCCACCGGCCGCCUGCUCCUCAUGCUGACGUGGCGUGACCUGCCAGCUGUGAUGCAUGGGGAGGGUGAGGAGGCGUGCGAGUGGCUGGAGCAGCUGGUUGCUGCGAUGGCAGGGGAUGGCCGCAUGGGGGUGGUGGGGGUGAGGACAACCAGCAUGGAGAGGGGCGUGGGGAAGGGAGAGGAGGAGAGAGAGGGCAAGGAAGGAGAGUGGGAGGGGGAGGCAGGUGGUGAGGCAGUGGUGGCGGCAAUGGCGGAGUGGGCAGCACUGGGCAAGGAGGGCACGGAUGGCAGGGAGGGAGUGGGUGGGACUGACAGGGGUGAUGGAGGCACGGGGGCAGCAGGAGGCACAGGGCAGGCAGUGAGGCGCCUGGCAGGCUAUGUGGAUGGCACUCCCCUCCUCGUGCAGCGCCACGCCCUCGUGUCACUUGGCGGGCUAGGACUGGUUCCUGGAGCGCCAGCUGCCGGCCCGGCAGCAGCAGUGGCGGGUUGGGUGCUCUGCACUCGCAUGUGGCUUGGGGGCUUCAAGGUUGCUCGGGUCACAUCUCGUGCACUACAACCUUUUGUUAAGGCCUUAGCGUAUUCUCGUCUGAUGUUAGGUCACGCUUCUCAAAUAAACGGCCCAUUUCCAUUGGCCGCCUAUCAUGCACAAUUCCUUAGGUUCCUAGGCAAGAUUACUGUUGAUGUUAUUGAGUGUUUUAACAGUACUAAGUAGUGUAUUGAUAACCGAUAGUUGAUAAUUGGAGGUGAGGUG
This is a messenger RNA of Closterium sp. NIES-67, 3221 nucleotides long. Lineage: Eukaryota; Viridiplantae; Streptophyta; Zygnematophyceae; Desmidiales; Closteriaceae. The record is from the annotation of a GenBank genome assembly.